AAAAAAAAAAAAACCUUAAGCAGCAAUAAUACAAUAGGCAGAGCCCAGAAGAAUUGAAAAUGAAGAACAAACACAGAGAAACGCUAUCGAUCUCUCUCUACUUGAAUUCAAUGAUUGGAGAAAGGCUCAUCUUCGUUUUGCUGCUUAUCUCCCAAAUGAUUUGCAGUGCUACGGAAACAAAUCAGUGUGCUCCGUCUUCAUGUGGCAAUAACCACAACAUUAGUUACCCUUUCCGAUUACAAACUGAUCCAAACCAUUGCGGAAAACAUGAAUAUGAGCUUUCUUGUGAAAAUAAUUUCACAGUGUUAAAUCUAUUCAGAGGAAGAUACUAUGUGCAGGCCAUCAACUACAAUAACUUCACUAUCCGACUGGUGGAUGCCGGCGUUCAUCGACAUGAUUGCUCCUCCUUUCCUCGCUUUCCUUUAGUUUAUUAUAAGAUUGGUCCAUAUAGCCGAUAUAUGGAUUGGUCAGAAAGAUCAUAUACCAUGUUAUCGGAGAUGAUUUUUUUCAUCAAGUGCCCAAAUCCAGUGUCCUCUCCUGUUUACGUGGACACCGAUGCUUGCUUUUUACGCGGAUUCAACUCUUCUGUAUCCACGCACUACUCCUAUGUGUAUAUAGGAGACAUGGAGGCAGUCGAUUUGAUGGAGAUGUGCAGUGUGGAGAUGUUCACUUUGUUUCCUGUUCUGGCAAAGAAGAAUAUGUCCUUUAUUGAAAUUCACAGGGAACUUGCAUUUGGGUUUCAGCUUUCGUGGUUCAACAUCAACUGUAAAAAAUGUUAUGCUGAGAGUUGCUAUCUGGACAGCAGAAACCGCGUUCGAUGCACAGGUAAUCUCUUCAUGGAAAUCAUCUAUAGAAUCAUAUGGAUGCUCCCACCGAUUUUGGUUAUCCUUGGAAUGCUUUUUGCUGCAAGAAACUUAUGUGGGACUCCAUGUGUGAUAGCAUUUUUCAUUUAUAAAUGGCGAAGGAGACAUUUAUCAGGAUACAAUACCAUUGAAGAAUUCCUUCAGAGUCACAAUAACCUUAUGCCCAUAAGAUAUUCUUAUUCAGACAUUAGGAAGAUUACUACAGGUUUCAAGGAAAAGUUGGGAGAAGGAGGCUUUGGUUUUGUGUAUAAAGGAAAGCUUCGAAGUGGUCAAUUUGCAGCUAUAAAGUUGUUGGGUAAAUCUAAAGCCAAUGGACAAGAUUUUAUCAACGAGGUUGCUACUAUUGGGAGGAUCCACCAUGCCAAUAUAGUAAAAUUAAUUGGUUUUUGUGCUGAGGGAUCAAAGUUUGCUCUUAUAUAUGAAUUCAUGUCCAAUGGGUCUCUUGAUAAUUACAUUUUUUGUCAAGAAGGAUCUAUUUCUUUAAGUUGGGAAAAAUUAUAUGAGAUAUCUCUUGGAGUGGCACGUGGCAUUGAAUAUCUACAUCAAGGUUGUGACAUGCAAAUCCUCCAUUUUGACAUCAAGCCUCAUAACAUUCUUCUGGAUGAAAAUUUCACACCAAAAAUUUCUGAUUUUGGGCUGGCUAAACUUUAUCCAACCAAGGGGAGCAUUGCAUCUCUUACGGCUGCAAGGGGAACAAUAGGAUAUAUGGCACCAGAGUUAUUCUACAAAAAUAUUGGGCGUGUUUCAUACAAAGCAGAUGUGUACAGUUUUGGAAUGUUGUUGUUGGAAAUCGCAGGCAAAAGGAAAAACUUAAAUGCAACGGCUGAAAAUUUGAGUCAAAUUUACUAUCCAUUUUUGGUGUAUGACCAACUCUCAAGUGGAAAGUUAACAAUAGAAGACUCAUCAGAGGAGGAAAAUAAAUUAGCUAGGAAAAUGAUUAUAACGGGAUUGUGGUGUAUACAGAUGCAACCUUGCAAUCGUCCUCCAAUGAACAAAGUAUUGGACAUGCUUGAAGGAGAUUUGGAAAGCCUAGAAUUGCCUCCAAGGCCUCUUCUAUAUCCUGCAGAAUCAAUGAAUAUGGAUGGAGGAGAAUCGUCAUCAAUAUCAAGUGAUGUGACACCUUAGAUACAUACUAUUGUCUCAUUGAAAUAGUUGGUCUUCAGCUUUAAAAUGUCUGAACAUAAAUGUUCUGAAUCCUCUUUUACUUUUAUAAAUUGCUAUAAAGUCACAGACGACUUGAUGAUAGUUUGUAAUAAUUCUGUGUUUAACUUGUGAGUGUAAGGUAUCCUUAUUAUUGUCAUCUUCAAUGUAUGAUAAUGCAUUUGCAUUGGCUUCA
Messenger RNA from Hevea brasiliensis (rubber tree), 2199 nucleotides. Its product is annotated as rust resistance kinase Lr10-like. The record is from RefSeq and is a predicted model, not a curated record. The transcript has 4 exons. Bases 60 to 1988 code for a protein of 642 amino acids. Lineage: Eukaryota; Viridiplantae; Streptophyta; Magnoliopsida; Malpighiales; Euphorbiaceae. Gene Ontology annotation, molecular function: polysaccharide binding; ATP binding; protein kinase activity. Gene Ontology annotation, biological process: protein phosphorylation.